Molecule: messenger RNA, 625 nt
Organism: Cylas formicarius (sweet potato weevil)
Lineage: Eukaryota; Metazoa; Arthropoda; Insecta; Coleoptera; Brentidae
Exons: 4
Coding region: 62-613 (183 amino acids)
Source: RefSeq, a predicted model, not a curated record
UUCGCGAGUUUUGUUAACCAAGAAUUCUACUACAUUGCACUAGCCAGAAAAUCUCUUUAAAAUGAUUUUAGUUACAAAGCUAGCAGUCUUGGGAAUUUUAGUUGCACACUGCGAGGCAAACACGACCAGAAUUAAGAGGAAAAAUAUACUGCUCUCGAGAGAACGACGUUACUUGAUGUUUCCAAAAGGUAGCAAUUUCGUGAUAAACCUGACGUGUACAAAACCUUUGUUGAGAGCACAGCCCACUGGAUGGAACACAGUAUACGAGGUGGAUUUUCCUUUUGCGCUCCCUCCAGAUACUAGAAAUCUCUUUUUUAAACAAAAACCAGAAAGGCGCGUAAUUGAAAAGAGGAAUGUAAUUGAAAAUAUCGAAAAGAUCUUAGCACAGACAGGAGUAAACAGCACAUCUUGUAUUAAUCGGUUUAUAUGCGAAUCUAAACAAUAUGCCGGAAUGAAACAAAAUUCAUUGCUAAAUCACCUUGUCGACGUUGUUUUCAGAUCAUUCACGGAGGAAGAACAGUUUCCGGAGUAUAAAGAUGCGUGCGAAUCUACUCACUUCGAACUUUGUCCACUAUCUUUAUUCAAUUUAUUUACCGCAACACCCCAAAUGUAGCCUCUAAUAAAA